Cottoperca gobio is the source of this 4323-nucleotide messenger RNA. Its product is annotated as ADAMTS-like protein 2. The transcript is spliced from 20 exons. Gene Ontology annotation, biological process: proteolysis; extracellular matrix organization. Bases 1 to 3006 code for a protein of 1001 amino acids. The record is from RefSeq and is a predicted model, not a curated record. Gene Ontology annotation, molecular function: metalloendopeptidase activity. Gene Ontology annotation, cellular component: extracellular matrix. Lineage: Eukaryota; Metazoa; Chordata; Actinopteri; Perciformes; Bovichtidae.
AUGUUCGGUAACGGAGGCUUAGCUCUCCCGGUUUGCUCCUUUCUCCUACUGCACCUCCCGGUUCUCCCGCUAACCAACAACUGGCCCGUUAAGGACAGAAGUGAAGGGAGGGUGGAGCAGCGCAACAUCCAUCUACAAUCACACAGCUUUGGAAGUCAGAAUGUCAAACAUACAAGCAACAAGGAGGAGGUGUUUCAGUGGUGGGGAGAGUGGUCCAGUUGGUCCUCUUGUUCCAGGAGCUGUGGAGGAGGAGUGAGGAGUCAGGAGAGACACUGUCUCAUACAGAGGAUGUCCACCACCCAGAACGUAAACAGCUCAUAUUGUGUUGGCUCUCCUAAACAGUACCAGCUCUGUCCAAACCAGCCCUGUCCCAGCCCCAGUGUGAGCUUCAAACAGCACCAGUGUUCCCAAUUCAAUUCUAAAGCAUUUGGAAGAAGAUACUUCCAGUGGAUACCUCUUUACCCAGCUGAUUACAUCAGCAUCUCCAAUAAGCCAUGUGACCUGCAGUGUACUACCAUGAGUGGUGAGCGACAGCUGCUAGUUCCCGCCCACGAUGGUACGUUCUGCCGCGAUGCCAAAUACCAUGGAGUCUGUAUAGAGGGAAUAUGUAAGGCUGUAGGUUGUGAUGGGGAGCUGUACAGCACUAAGACAGUAGACAGAUGUGGAGAAUGUGGAGGCAACGGGACGUCCUGCCAGCGCAUCUCUGGAUCAUACAGGAAGGCACUCGCACAGUUAGGUUAUGUGUUCAUAGCCAACAUCCCAGCUGGAGCUUCAGACAUUCAGAUAAUAGAGAGACACAAGACUGAGAACAUCCUGGCCCUGUCAGAUGAAGCUGGUCAUUUCUUCUUCAACGGAAACACUGUGUUUGACAAUCCUCAAAACUUCCAUGUGGCAGGAACGGUGUUUAAAUACAGACGUCCAGGCAAUGUAUUCUCUGAUGGGCUGGAGUAUAUCAUUGCCCAGGGACCGACACUUCAGGGCCUGAAUGUUAUGUACUACAACCUGAAUGGGAAGCUCCCCCACAUCACCUACGAAUACACCGUCCCCCGCACAUCUCAUGACAUCCCUGCUGCACAAAGCAUCACCACAGGCCAUCUUAACCUCACCUACAACGAGGUGAAUGACGACAUCAGAGGGGAUCAACUUAGAGCGACCAAUCACAGCAGAGGGAGUGUGACAUCUGUCCAUCACUACAACACCCAGCUGGAAGCUGAGGAACAAUCAGAUGUGAAGCUGCAGGAAGAUGAGGAGGAGGAAGAAGUGUGGGAGAUCAGGACCCCCAGCCCUCCACCGCCUGCUGCCAUGUUGCUGUACAGAGCUGCAGAUGUCACCAGUCACGUAUUCAGCCUUAAUGAUGUGGAGGAGCGAGGACCUCCAGUACCAUCCGGAUACCGGAGUUCCUCCAACGCGAUUGACGAGCCAUCCCCUGCAGAUGACAACACUCUAGUUCUUGCAAAUGGUGUUCUCUCUGCAGCCCUGCCAGACGAUGCCCCCCAUCUUCUACUGGAGGACUUACAUUACAACCAGUCACACUCAAACACACACUCCCUCACACAGUCGAACACACACUCUGUUGAACACCCACUCACUGAUCCACAAUCACCAGCACAAACACAUGUGCAAACAGUACACUCAGACAUGCUCACAGAUACUGACACACACUCUGUGACACACACAGAAAGAGAAAGUGGCACACACACUGCCAUCUUUGUGCAGCUGCAACAGGUGCAUGCAGUCCAGGCAGCCAACACAGAGAGUAAUGACUUUGAUGUGGGUCUGGACCCGGAUAUUAGUCUGGCAGACAUGUAUCGCUGGAAAGUUUCUGCCUAUGCUCCCUGCAGCUCCACCUGUACAACAGGUAUCACCACUAGCUAUGCCCUCUGUGUCCGUUAUGAUGGUACUGAAGUGGAUGAUAGUUACUGUGACUCUCUGACCAGACCGGAGCCCACACAUGAGUUCUGCACGGGGAAGGAAUGUCCUGCAAGAUGGGAGACCAGUGGUUGGAGUGAGUGCUCUCGAACGUGUGGUGAGGGUGUUCAGUAUCGCACUGUGCGCUGCUGGAAGAUGCUGUCGCCCGGUCUUGACUCAUCCGUCUACGAUUCACUGUGUCUGUCACAUGACCUUCACAAACCAGCCAAUAGAAAGGUCUGCCUUGGCCAAAGCUGCGGACCCCAGUGGGAGGUGUCUGAGUGGUCAGAGUGCUCGGCGCGUUGCGGCUCUCGGGGUGUCCGUACUCGGGAGGUUCGUUGCUCCAUGGAGAUGAGACUAUGUAACAAGUCUUCUCAGCCAAUAGAAAGUCAGGAAUGUGAAGCGCCGUCCUGUGACAGAAGGUGGACUGUGUCUGACUGGGGACCUUGCACCGGUGUGUGUGGAGAGGGAAGGAUGGCGCGUGCAGUGACGUGUCGAUCAUCGGGUGGGGUAGUGAUGUCAGAGGAGCAGUGUGACCAAUCUCUGCGCCCGCUGGCCAUCUAUCCCUGUGGCGACAGAGAUUGUGCCCCCCACUGGGUGGAACAGGAAUGGCAACAGUGUAAUGCUACAUGUGGGCGUGGGGAGCGGCAGCGUCAGGUGGUGUGUGCUGGGCUGGAAGCUGGUGUCUUCAAAGAGUUUCCAGACAGCAGCUGUGAGCGCAGCAUCAGACCAGAGAGCAGCUCCUCCUGCUUCCAGAGACCCUGCUCCAAAUGGUUCACCACAUCCUGGUCUCAGUGCAGUAAGACCUGUGGGAGUGGCGUCCAGGUUCGUGAAGUGAAGUGUUACCAGGGGGAGGAGCUUGUAACCAGGGGCCACAGCUGCGACUCUGCCCUCAGGCCAGAAGCCAGACAGAGCUGUGAAAUCCAGAGCUGCCCGACGGAAGCACCAGCGGCAGCCCCAGCAGCCUCAGUAGUAGUAGAAGACUCCUGCCAAGACAAACCAACAGCCAACUGUGCCCUGGUCCUGAAGGUGAAACUGUGUUCCCAUUGGUACUACAGAAAGGCCUGCUGCCAGUCCUGCAAGGCACCGAGACCCUGAAGUCUAACUGUAACCUCUCACCUCAAACCACUGGUACCAAAGGUCACAUUACAUUCAUAUUGGUGCUACACAAAAGCCUGCUGCUAGCAAUGUAAGGCCUUAUGACGUUCAUUGUAACCUUGUAACUCUUCCUCCUAUCACUGAUGUCAAAGGUCAACCUGUGGUCACUGGCUAUACCUCCACCCUGUCAAUGUCUUAAUCUGUACUCUUGUUUCCUUGCUUCUAAAUUCAGUCUGUUUUUGUACGUAGUAAUAUCAUCGCUACUAAAGAUUACCAAUCAAAAUGACUCCAAGUGCUUCCUCAGAGUCAUCAGUAAAAUGGCUGUGCAGCUAAAGAACAGUUCCUGCUCUGUAACUGGAAGUUAAUCUCAAGUACUGAAAGCAUAAAACAGCUCCAAGGCUUCAGCUGGCUCCACCUGAUGGAGGCAGCGUUCUUCUUCAUCUAUUCACUCACCUCCUCCUGCACGGACAAUGUGAAGACUGGCUUUAGGACACACUGGGCUCUGUCCAUCAACUUCCUUUACUGCUUCAUCCUCGUCCUUCUCACCGUCACACUCACCAUCUUAAGGACUAAAAAGCCUCCUCUUCAUCUAUCCCUCCCUUUGUACCUCCCAUCACAUUUUAAACAUGAUGCUACAUAAUAAAUCACUUCUUCAUGUGCUCUGUUCCACACCCAAAGCACAUGAAAGCCCUGAGGCAGCUUUGUUGUAACUGUGGCAACAGACAAGGACAGACUGGACCCGGGUCAGGGUGCUGCUGUCCACACACAGCCCUGUACACGUUGUUCAGGCUGUACUGCUGGUGCCGUGCGGCUGUGUAACUCUGCUCUUUUUUCUGCCACUUCAAAACUUUUAUUUACACAAUAUACAACAGACCCAACACAGCCCGACACCCUGGACUCACUAAUGUAACAGAAGUACUGUAGCUCCCUUUUUAAUAAAGAUUCUUCUUUGUACCAGCUGAUGCAUGUCACAGCUCCAAAAUUGGCAAACUGCAGCACCUCCUCACACAGCUUCCUCUUGGAGCCACAAAAUUCUCUAUACAACUUGUUUUCGCAGUAGUACUCCCCAACACCUGAAAACACACUUCGAUGUCAACAAAAACCUACAAUGUUCAAUGCAAAAGAAAGUUUCUGUACUCCUGUAGACAGCUCAGAUGUGACCGUUCCAAUGAAAUGAAAGUCCAUCACUGGAGAAGCCUGAGAAUAGAAGAAGAGUACAAAGAGCUGAGGAGCGUUGUGAGGCUGCCAGGGAUCUGAUACACUGUGUUGUUGUCACAGAGCUGCUGCUGCUUACUGUAUCACACAUAAAGAAUAAAA